This is a messenger RNA of Drosophila eugracilis, 2675 nucleotides long. Its product is annotated as cilia- and flagella-associated protein 58. Gene Ontology annotation, cellular component: cytoskeleton. The record is from RefSeq and is a predicted model, not a curated record. The transcript has 7 exons. Lineage: Eukaryota; Metazoa; Arthropoda; Insecta; Diptera; Drosophilidae. The coding region runs from base 3 to 2603 and encodes 866 amino acids.
AGAUGUCGAAGGCUUCUGGGUCUGAAGAUGAGCCAUUGGUUCCAGAUGAUUUCGAUGAUGAUUUCUACAAGGAAUUGUGCGACAAAAUCCCUGAGGCUACCAAAGCUCUACGGCAAAAAGACACUCCCAACAAUGCGGACAAUGUCCAGAGGUUGGUCAUUUGUGGCAGUCGCUAUAAAAGCGAUCUGCGAUUGGAAAAGGAGCGGUCUCAGGAAUUGCGAAAGGAGAUUGAAAGCCUCGAAGAGCGUUUGGAGAAUGCGGCUCGGGUGACCAAAAUGGACAUGGCCACAAUUGAGGAGCUUCGCGGGGUCAUAGAGGGAGCUUGGAAGCAGAAGGAUGCUGCUCAAAUUCGUGAACAAUCCGCCCAGGAUGAGGUGUUAAGUCUCCGGGAGAAACUAGAUGAAUCGGAGCAAAUGGUGGCCCAUCUUAAUGAGAAACGACUGGCCAUGAGCAAACGAGACGAUGGCAAGGAGCGGGAACGUCUCAACGCCGAGAUCGCUGACCUCAAUAAGCGGUUGCAAUUGCAGAGGACCUAUGCAACGGAAUUGGACAGCACCAUUGAGGGAUUAGAAGCCAAGAACAAGGAGUUACUUAAGCUACUGGAUGAAACCUCCAGCGAUGCAAUUAACUUGAAACGAAAGAGCGAUACUUUAUCUAAGGAACUUUCAACUAUGAAGACUGAAGAGUCCCGCUACCAGGAGCAAAUAUCCCAGAUGAAGUCCGCCAACGAGCACCUGACCAAAGUGAAAGUGCGUCAGAACCUACAGAUUCUGUCCUUAAAGACGAACCUGGAGCACCUAAAUACCCAACAUAACGCCACAAACAAUAAGUUGGCCAAGAUCACAGUAGAUCUGGAGUACACAGUGCAAGAAAGAGAUAAAAAUAAGCGGGCCCUUAACCAGCGCAUUAAUCUUCUGAAGGUGCGCGAAGAUGAAUUGAUUAAGGUACGUCAGGACAAUGGAAAACUGGCCAAGUCCCAGGAGACGAUCGCUCGGAAGUACGCGGGAUUAGAUGAAUCCAAACGAGAGGUGGAAACGCAGAACAUAAGACUAAAAACUCAGCUGGGCACCCAAGACAAGGAGCUGGAGUCCAUGCGUCGGGUGGUUCACCAUUUCGAGAAGAACAACGAGAACCUAACGAAGGAGCGAGAUUCUCUGAGGCGGGAUCUGCAGGCUGAGCACCAACAGCUUGAGCAGAGCAAUGCACUGCACCAAGAGGCUCAACACGAAGUGCGUGCCCUCAAGGAUACAAUUAGCACUAUGGAUACCAAGCUAAAGAAACUUAAUGAAGAUGCAAAUAAGCUGAAGAAGGAGAAAACCAAAAAGCUCGACGAGAUUCAGCACUGGAUAGACAAGUUGGAUGCGAUGCAGAAUGAGAUGCACUUGAAGGAGAACUAUGAGAUCGAACUUAAACGCACUAUCAGCGACUUAGAAGCAAAAUGCUCCAAAUUCCAGCAGCAGCAUGAUGUCCUUGCUGCUGAACGUCAUACCCUUCAACGUAGUGUCCAGGUGGCCGAUGAAGAGCGGCAAAAGCUUCGGGAUCAGCUGGUGAAUCUACAAGCGCUCAUUGAAAAACUUAAAGCAAAAAUCGGAUACAGAGAUGCUGAGUUGUCCAAACUGCAAUUGCAGAUCGACCGCAUGGAGAAAGAGCGUCGCCUGCUGCGCAAUGACAUCCGGCAUGCGCAAUUGGGUCAGCAACACACAAAAGCAGAAUUGCUGGACAAGCGCAAGGAGAACGAUCGGCAUGCCAAGUCUCUUCAAGAGGACGAGCAGAAGUUGGCUCGCCUACGCAAAGAUGUGGACAACCUAAUGAACGAGAAGAACGCGAUCAGUUCGGCACUGACCAAACGCAACGAGGAAUAUGAGCGACUGAAGCACAGCCAGGAGAACCUCCAAACAGUGUACGAUCAAACCCAGAGGCAGUGCAGCCAGUGUCAGGAUGAUAUGCGAUUAAUGGGAGUGGAGAUUAAGAAUUUGCGAACGGAAAGGGAUGUAUUGCGGGCGGAUAGAGAGAGUGCGGCGGAUCUACGCCAGGAACUCCUACAAAUGCACCGCAUGCUUAACCAGGAGCGGAUCAAGGCCCGUGCCUUGCAGGACGAAAUGGUCACACCCAUGAAUGUACACCGCUGGCGUCUUCUCAGCGGCAAGGAUCCAGAGAAGAUGGAUUUACUCGGCCGAAUUAGUAUUCUGCGAAAACAGUUACUUCAGCAGAACGUAGCUGCCUUGGAGCAGGAAAGGGCCUUAAAUGAGGCUCAGCAACUAUAUUCGGCUUUAAGGGAGUUCAUGCUUAAGUUGCCUAGUCACAAAGUGCGGGCGGAGCUCAACAGCGUAAAGGCAAACUUAUCUGCCAAGGAUCGGAAACUGAAGGUCCUAAAAGCCGAGCUUAGUGCUAGGGAAGCAGACGAGAGGUCGAAAAAGGACAAGCUGGAGGAGAUGCGGGUCAACUUGGCGUUAACCAAAACCCAACUGCUAGAGGAAAAGAAGCACAAGCAGAAACUCCUCGAAGAGAGGCAGUUGCUAGAGCAAAUGCACUGCUACUCGGCACCUGCCCAACUGCCAAGGACUCUGGGAGCAGGUUUCAAGAUGGUCAGUGGAUUACUCUAACUCUUAAUAAAUAAUUAAUUAUUUAUAUAAAAUGAUUUUUUUCUUUCUUUUAAUUAGUGAAAGUGUAAAAGA